Molecule: messenger RNA, 528 nt
Organism: Ctenocephalides felis (cat flea)
Lineage: Eukaryota; Metazoa; Arthropoda; Insecta; Siphonaptera; Pulicidae
Product: U6 snRNA-associated Sm-like protein LSm2
Exons: 3
Coding region: 134-421 (95 amino acids)
Biological process (GO): mRNA splicing, via spliceosome
Cellular component (GO): precatalytic spliceosome; Lsm1-7-Pat1 complex; U6 snRNP
Molecular function (GO): RNA binding
Source: RefSeq, a predicted model, not a curated record
CUAUCUUUAUUUUAAACGUCUAUGUUCUGCUUUGGUUGCACUAUGACAGAUGUCAAACAAAAUAAGAAUAUUUCAAACACAUUUUAUUUAAAAUAACUAUUUAGUUAGUUUGUUUCAAAUUUAGUUAAUCAAAAUGCUAUUUUAUUCGUUCUUUAAAUCACUUGUCGGCAAAGACGUUGUGGUGGAACUUAAGAAUGAUUUGAGCAUAUGCGGAACUUUGCAUUCGGUUGACCAAUAUCUGAAUAUUAAAUUGAGCGAAAUUAGUGUAACAGAUACAGAAAAAUACCCCCAUAUGUUAUCUGUAAAAAAUUGUUUCAUCAGAGGAUCUGUUGUAAGAUAUGUUCAAUUACCUAGUGACGAAGUAGAUACACAAUUAUUACAAGAUGCAGCAAGAAAAGAAGCAACUGUACCAAUACGUUAAGAUUAUUUUUAAGUUCUUGUAUUUUUUUUUUGAGUUUAGUACUUAAUCUUAACAUGUAAAUUAUUUUUUAUUUUAUUAAAUAUGUACUAUUAAUUAAAAGGAUAAAC